UUUUUUUUUUUUUUUUCUAACAAACUCAUACCGCAGUGGCUCGGCUGUUGCACUGAGAAAACAGCUGUAUUUCUAGAAGAUAACUUCGGGAACAUAAGAAAAAAAACCCCAUCCCAUCGCACUGCUGACUAGAGGGAUGUAUGUAGUGGGUAGCUUGGAUCUGGACAAAACUCAGCAGUUGUAUGAAGUUACCACAAGGCCAAGCAUCUUAAAUUUCGGUGGGCAACUACGUUGUUCAUUACGUAUUUUUUUGCAAAUCGUCUUCCAAACCCUUCGUCUCCUUUUGGGCUGUCGUUUUAACUUUUCCACUCUAUGAAAAUGGCCAUUACCUAUCAACACCAGCGAACCACUUGCGGGGGGCGAGGAGGAAGAAAACUUCACUUCCACUUUUCCUAAGGGGAAAUCAGCGAUUUCACCCGUGGGCCGGCGUGCCUUGUUGUUGCCUUGUGAAAGAGGUACAAAAUGGCUUACAGCGUGACUCUGAAUGGACCUGGACCAUGGGGUUUUCGACUGCAAGGGGGCAAGGACUUCAACAUGCCCUUGACCAUCUCCAGAAUCACCCCUGGCAGCAAGGCAGCACAGUCACAGAUGAACCAAGGGGACCUUGUGGUAGCCAUUGAUGGAGUCAACACUGACAGCAUGACCCACUUAGAGGCCCAGAACAAGAUCAAGUCAGCCAGCCACAACUUGAGCCUCACUCUUCAGAAAUCUAAACGUCCAGUGCCAGUUUCAACCACAGCACCCAGAAUUGACUCUCCCAGGGCUGUAAUUCCCCACCAGAAGGAACCUGCUUGGGAAAUCAAUGGCAACAGAACAACCUUCAGUCCUCUAACUAACACGGCGACUGGGCCUAUGGGUAGUAUUUUAGCAACCAAUGGAACGUUUUCAGGCUACCUCAACAAGCAAGAGAUCAGCUUUUCAAAUAGCUCUUCCUACUUAAAGACUACCACAGUUAGAUCUUCCAUGUCCUCUCAGUCUGUGACUCCUGACAUUUCACCUGCAAAGAGUAACCUAGGUUCAAAACUAAGCCCCGUACUGACCGAUGGCAAUAGUCCGAGCCACCAGCUGAGCCCCGCAAGGCAGUAUAACAACCCUAUUGGCCUUUACUCGGCAGAGACUCUAAGGGAAAUGGCUGAGAUGCAUAAAUUAAGUCUCAACCGAAGGGCUUCGGAAGGUGGACUUCCUAGAGGUACCCUUCCUAUUAAAGAUCCGCACGUAGACAGUGCCUCUCCGGUGUAUCAGGCUGUGCUUAAAACUCAGAACAAGCCUGAAGAUGAAACUGAAGACUGGAGUCGCCGUUCUGCCAAUCUACAGUCUAAGUCUUUCCGCAUCCUUGCGCAGAUGACUGGAACUGAGUACAUGCAAGAUCCAGAUGAAGAAGCCCUGAGGAGAUCAAGAGACAAGGAAAAUGUUGCUGCAGCAUCAGAAAACAGUACCCCUGUCGAGCAUGCUCCGGUGUCUACCAGCUCUGCCUCUGCUCCUGCACCACAUGCUUCAGCACAUCAGCCUGCUACUGCUGCUCAAAAUACAGCCAGUCUGAUGACACCACCAGCAACCACCUCAGUAGUGCAAGAGUCUUUCUCAUCCUCCUUCCAAAGAGUGCUUGCAGCCCCCAGCUCUCUUUCACAGACUAAGCCUUUCCAUGGGUCCAAGAACAUGUCAUUAGCAGCUUCCACUAUUUCAUCUGCUAUCUCGUCUCAGUCUAGUUUCAACCGGCAUUCUUCCACCUCCAUCAACUACCAGUCAAAGAAGAGAAACACAAGCCAGUCAUAUACACCAAUGCCAGUUGCUGGAAGCUACAGUGAAAGUCCUGCUUCUUCUGCUACAUCAAAACUGAGAGUUGUUACUACUGCCAGCAUAAAGCCCUCUGUCUACCAGCCAGCACCAGCACCAGUUCAUUCCUACACCCCUGCCAACACUGAGCCUGCAAGUCGCCCUCCCUGGGUAACAGAUGACUCCUUUUCCCAGAAAUUUGCACCUGGAAAAACUACCACCACUGUCACAAAGCACAUCCUGCCAAAGGGUGCUCCACUACCAUCUCCUGCCUCAACUUCUGCUUACCCAUCUCCAGUUUCAACUUCUUCCCAGGCUCCUGCAAUAGCCCGGGGAACAGUUCAGAGGGCUGAGCGAUUUCCAGCCAGCAGCCGAACUCCUCUCUGUGGGCACUGUAACAGCAUAAUUCGGGGUCCUUUCCUAGUAGCCAUGGGUCGCUCUUGGCACCCAGAAGAAUUCAAUUGUGCUUACUGCAAGACAUCCUUGGCUGAUAUGUGCUUUGUGGAAGAGCAGAACAGUGUGUACUGUGAGCGCUGCUAUGAACAGUUCUUUGCACCAACCUGUGCCAGAUGCCACACUAAGAUCAUGGGGGAAGUGAUGCAUGCCCUAAGAAAGACUUGGCACACAAGUUGCUUUGUCUGUGCUGCUUGUAAGAUGCCGUUUGGGAAUAGCCUCUUUCACAUGGAAGAUGGGGAACCUUACUGUGAGAAAGAUUAUAUUGCUUUGUUCAGCACAAAAUGCCAUGGCUGUGAUUUUCCUGUUGAAGCUGGAGAUAAAUUCAUUGAAGCUCUUGGACACACUUGGCAUGAUACCUGCUUCAUUUGUGCUGUAUGCCAUGUGAAUUUGGAAGGUCAGCCAUUCUACUCCAAGAAGGACAAGCCACUGUGCAAGAAGCAUGCCCAUGCCAUCAAUGUUUAAAAGAAGAGUUGGCAGUCAGUAAUGCUGGGGAAAAACAGAUGACUAACUGGGUAGUUUAUAAAGUUGAUAACCAUGGCUAGUAUUUCUCUUGGUAAAAGCCAGGAAGUUGAUACUUCUGAAGUUACUUAAUGGAAGUUUCUCUUUCGUAAAUGCACACCAUGCUUUUACAAAGUUCAUACAAAACCCUACUGAAUGAACAGUCAAAACCAAACAAACCAUUAUUAGAUCAACGGUUGGGGGGAAAUAUUGAAAUUAACUAAAAACUGUAAUAUAAAAAUUAAUGCACAAACACAAUUUCAAAUUAACUACCCACAGCAGAUUUACUGCUUAGACCACACACUAGUGUUUAAGAACAACUGGAAAAGUCCUUUUGUAGUAAGUCAUUUUCUUUCACAACAAGAAUGAGUACGUGCCACAUGUACAAUUAUCUGUAGAACCAAAGGCCAUAGCUUUCAAAGGGCAAUAAAUAGAUCACGGUUUCCUCUAUGGAAAGUGAGUGCUAUUCCGUUAUGUUGUGGUGCUACCUCAUAGCAUCAAAUAUUUUAGAUUCUUUCCAAAUAAGAAAUCUGCCUUGAAUCCAUAUGUUGUUGGGAAGCCUAGGACACAAUCCCUAACUUAGUUUGAAAUUAAGUGGAAACAGAAUAAUGCCUUUCAUAACCCAGUAAGAUUGAGAAAAGCAUGCUGGGUCAACUAUGAUAGUGCAUUUGGCUUAUACGUACACAGUAAAUUAGUUCACUUUCAAAUCAUAAUGGAAAAUGACAACUGACUUUCUCCAAAGUGCUUUCUUUGAAUGGAAUAGAGCUGGCUAGAAAGGCCAGUUUUUAAUUCAAAACCAGUUUUCCUUUUCUCUUGUGGAAAAAAUAUUCAAAGUUGCUUUAGUUUCUAAUUCCCACUGAUAUCAGUGGGAGGUAGAAAUCUACAUCUGGACCUUCACAUUGGUGAACACAGAAGACACACAUACAUCUAGCACAGCUAGGAAGUGGGAGAUAGCUUGCAAAACUUCCCUACUCUAUCACAUAUAGUUAGGAAAACGACAUCUUUUUUUUUAGCUAUGGUAAAUUAACAUUGAUUAAAAAUUCAUCAGGCAGCAUAACAUCACAGGCACAUACUCAUUAUUACUUUUGUUAGUUUAAAUGCAACACAUUCUGAAUUGUAGUAGUAUUGGCCAUUGUAAAACACUAGAUAGGCUGCAAUGAUUAGGAUAACCAUACAGUCAUCGUUUCUAAUGUUUUAAGAACAACUUUCAAGUUGUUCAAACAGUUAUUUAUAAAACUUUUUUUAUUUUUCAAAAGAGCAAUACUUGUAGUACUGAUAAUAAUUUUGAAUUUUAAAAUAUCACUGACUUUUGUAUCGGAGACAGCAGUUCUGUCUGACAGAAAUAGAGUUAAAAUGGAAAGUCUGAUCACUAUUCAAGUUUUACUGAUUUGUUUAAGUGAGAACUAUGUGUGUGUUGACAGCUUGCAGUACUGACAGUUUCGAAUUAGUAUUUCUGAGACCGAGGAUGCACUCUGUGGGUCACAUUCUGCACCCUAUUUCACCUUGUGUUUUGAGUAACAAGAAAUUAUGUAGCAUUGUCCAUUUUUUCCCUCCUACGCAUAAUGCCCAUUUUAAGAAAAUUGGUGUGUCUUUUCAGGGAUGAAAAACUACUUAAAGCUUAGGGGAGGAAUAAAAGAAAUUUGGAGUUCUAAUAUGAGAAUUCAGUUAGCUGCAGGCAGUCCGCAUCUUGGACAAAAAUAACAACCUGAACUGCCUGUGGCAGUUUUAACAUAUAUGACCUGUAUUUAUUCAGUAGGUAUCUUAGUUCUCACUGAUCUUAGCAGUGAUCUGAUCUGAGUGCUACAGCAUCAGAUUUUUGUAUGCAUGAAUUACUCUAAAACACUAGUACAUUAUAUGCAAAGCCUUUUUUUUCCUAUAGCAAGCACAUUUUGUGUUUUCAGUUGGUGCUGGGCUGGUGUGAAUAUGGUUCCAUUGAUUACAAAAUCCAAAGAUCCGUCUCACAAUAUUCUCUAGAGGAAUAAAUUGUAAUCAUGCAAGUUAAAUAUUUUUUCCCUCAUAUUUGACUUCAUUAAAUAGCUUUUCAUAACAGUGAGACAAUUUUAGAUUUCCUUUUAAUUUUUGAAUGUCAUUCAGCAAAAUGGUGUUUAUUAUUCUCUCUUAUUUAAGAGAAUUCAUAUCAGCAUAUUAUAUAUUAAGACUGCAUUGAAGAGAUUCUUUAGGCAGAUUUCUGUGUCACCCACUGACUGGGACUAGUCUCUUACUGUCAACAUCAAAACAGGGAGUCAGACUCCUUGGGAGGACACAAAAUGCUAGGGCAUAUCCCAAUGCCUCAGGAGAAUUUAAUGAAGUCUUUUGCCUCUAGUCUGCAUGUGUGUACAUGUGUGUCUCACUCUGCCUUCCCACCUCAGCAUCCUUAAAAGCUCCCUCUCCACUGGCAGUGUGAAGGAUAAAGCAUUUUAGGAGAUGGCCAGAGAUGGAGGGCUGCAGCUUGGGCAGGGGUACAGUCUGUGAAGAGAUGGUGGUAGGCAGCAUGGCUGGGGCUGUCUCUUCUUCCCGUUCACAGGGGGAGCCCAAAUUGCCAGCUGAAAUGGCCCAACUCCACCUUGCUGGGGUGGACAGGGGAGUGGGAGACAGGGGUCUCAGUGUGGGCAGGGGAAGGGAGGCUUGGAUCAGAGAAGGGAGAGCACCUGCAGCAGCCAGAAUGCAGGAGCUCUGGGGGCCUCUGGUGGAGUGUGAAAAGAUGAGGCAUUGAGAAGUCAGGAAGCCCUUACAGAAGCUGGGGUCAGAGGAGGGAGAAUAGUUAGGUAAGGCCAGUUUCACUAAGUUGACAUGUUAGAUAGUUGGGGUGGAGCAGAGGGGGAAGGGGGGAAUAGCCAGGAUGGCUCACUAGCCAGGGAAAGGGCUCGAAGCAAGAAAUUAGGGUACAAGCAGCUCACAGUAGUCCAGAAAGUAUGAAUAUUUAUAGAAGGGGUGAGCAAGGGGGAUACAGGAUCCAAUCUAGUAAAUUUGAAGUCAGUAAUGCAGAAAGGUGAUGCAAUGUAUGUAAGCAUAGCUGAGCUAGCUUGCGGAGUGGCAACAGUGAAAAUGCAGCAGCACGGUCUACAGUGGGAGCUGUACUAGCUUGAGAGAGUCCUGAAAAUUUCCUUUUCAGUGGGAGCCGUACUAACUUGAGAGAGUCCUGAAAAUUUCCUUGAGCAGAUAACCUGCACUGUAACACAUGCCCUGACUCUAGCUGGUGUCUGAGCAAGUGAGAUUAAAGCUAGUUUACAUAUCACUAUAGGAGGUACAGUGAUAUCUCUGAAUGAAGAACAGAGAUGCCCUGAGGAUGAUCAUGUAAUAAAUUUCCUGCUUUGACUUGUGCUGCUUCAUAAUGUGGUCCAAAAAUAGGGAAUCCACUUACCCACCCUUGAUAUCUGUACGAAGAUACAAUUUUUGCACAUAUCUGAACCAGAAAUUUGUGAAUAAUAAUGUAGUAUUUUAACUUUCACAGGGGUAGAAUACCUCCGUAACUGCUGAUACUCUUCUGCUACAUGUCACCUUUGUGAUAUGAACGGGGGGAAGAUGCAUAGAGAUAUAUAUAAUUCAGAAUAGGGCCUUUCAAAAUUAUCACUGAACAUAAACGCUGUACAAAAAUGUGCAAGAUGAAUAAUGUGUACUUGUUUAUGUUUUAUGUCUUGUAAUAGAUGCCUGGGACAAGUCCCAAGUUCCUCUAAAUAUUUCUUUUCAUUCUAAUUAACGUGGAGUUUUACAUAAUAAGACAAAGAUACUGUACCUCUGAAUGAUCAAAUAAAAAGACCAGUCUUUAAUUAAAAAGUGUUCAAUAACUUUUCAAGUCAAAGGCUUAAAAAAUUAUCGUAAUGCUUUUUCUCUUCUUUUCUGUUCUUUUUGCAGAGCAGGGUAAAUUAAAUGUUUCCAAAGCUGACUGUUUUUAUUAUCUGGCAAAAAAACACUCAUGACUUCUUUUUUUAGAAGUUAGUUUUUACUAUAUUGGAUUUACACAUUACACAUUUCUCAAAUCAAUUCAAAACAAGGAAAAACAUUUUGCUUUGGUCCUUCAGUGGUCAGUACUUUGGGUGAAAUGUUUUGUUAAAGAUUAUUUUUAUUUAUGUUUAAUAAUGUGAAUGUCCACAGCACUGCACACACUCACUAGUGUCUAAUGCUGGGCACACUAAUGUUUAUUUGCAAUACUUGUCUCCUGGUAGCAGGUAUUAAUUUGUUUAGUAUUUAUAAACAUCAGAAUUUGAAACUGAGUGAUUUCUUGCCUGCAGUGAUCAUAUUAGAAAUCUAGAUUUUAUAAUAUAUUGACAUGUUGACUUGAUGCCACAAGUGCCCUUGCUUUUAGAUAUAUAUUUUUUCCUAAGUUCCUAGUUAUUUCAGAAAAAGAAUGUUGUGUGGUUUAUGAGGUGUGAGUAACUACUUUGCAUGGAUUAUCUGUGCCAACAGGAAUAAAACAGUCUGGUAAUAAAAGCAAUGUACAAAUACAGUUAAAGCUUUAUGAUUGGGGCCUAUUUAUUAAUAUGGCAUGUGAACAGCUGACAGCUUUCAGCCAUGUAAUACUGAUAAGAAAGCAUACAUAAGCUUGUACUCUCUACUUCAGACCUGAAAAUAAAAAUUAAAAGUAUUGGUUUCAA
Messenger RNA from Tyto alba (common barn owl), 7319 nucleotides. RefSeq names its product LIM domain binding 3 (gene LDB3). The record is from RefSeq and is a predicted model, not a curated record. Gene Ontology annotation, biological process: actin cytoskeleton organization; muscle structure development; heart development. Gene Ontology annotation, molecular function: actin binding; muscle alpha-actinin binding. The transcript is spliced from 17 exons. Bases 463 to 2691 code for a protein of 742 amino acids. Gene Ontology annotation, cellular component: filamentous actin; adherens junction; Z disc. NCBI's taxonomy places the organism in Eukaryota, Metazoa, Chordata, Aves, Strigiformes, Tytonidae.